Necator americanus (New World hookworm) is the source of this 531-nucleotide messenger RNA. RefSeq lists its product as uncharacterized. Lineage: Eukaryota; Metazoa; Nematoda; Chromadorea; Rhabditida; Ancylostomatidae. Gene Ontology annotation, biological process: rRNA processing. The record is from RefSeq and is a predicted model, not a curated record. The transcript has 5 exons. The coding region runs from base 1 to 531 and encodes 176 amino acids.
AUGAAAAGACCAACGAGAGAUGUUCUUGAAGUGUACGAGGAAUCUGAUGGAGAUGAUAAAGAGCGUGAAGACUCUGUUGAUGAGGAUAUAGACCACGAGGAAGUUGAGCCAACAACCUCAAACACCGUGACUUUUCAAUCAGAACCAUCGAAGAAAAAGUUGAAAAAUCGUUCUCAAAGGAAACUUACGAAAAGCCAGCUGAGCGAAAAGCGAAAGUUGGCAGAGUAUAGGAAAAUUGUUGGCUUGGUGAGACCUGAUGUUACAACAAAUAGAGAAAAAGAACGGUUACUCAAAAGAAUUGCUACGAAAGGUGUAGUUCAACUGUUUAAUGCUGUAGCUGAGCGUCAACAGGUAUUGGCUGAGGAAUUAUCAAAGAAAAUGAGCGCUAAAGAACGACGAGAAACUGAGAGGCGGUUACAGGGAUCUUCAUUCCGAGUUUAUCCAGAAAAAGAGGAAAAUGGAGUUGAUAAGAUGGAGCCUCAAGAAAGUGAUGAAGAGAGCUUUAUUAAGCAAGAAAAUGAAAUGGAUUGA